Boleophthalmus pectinirostris (great blue-spotted mudskipper) is the source of this 13324-nucleotide messenger RNA. RefSeq names its product intermembrane lipid transfer protein VPS13B. The record is from RefSeq and is a predicted model, not a curated record. Lineage: Eukaryota; Metazoa; Chordata; Actinopteri; Gobiiformes; Gobiidae. Bases 1 to 12048 code for a protein of 4015 amino acids. The transcript is spliced from 68 exons.
AUGGAAGCUUGCUGGAUGUUUACGGAUGACGUACAAGAUAACCUGAAGCCGUCUGACCUGCAGCUUUCCCUGUGGGGUGGGGAUGUGGUCCUUAGCAAACUAGAUCUCAAACUGGAUGUACUGGAACAGGAGCUGAAGCUUCCCUUUACAUUCAUGAGUGGUCACAUACAUGAGCUGCGGAUCCAUGUGCCAUGGACCAAACUUGGCUCUGAGCCUGUUGUCAUCACAAUCAACACUAUGGAGUGCAUUCUCAAACUACGAGAUGGAGCCCAGGAUGACCAUGAGAGUGGCUCCAGCUCCACCAGUCGUAGUGUGUCAGACAGCUCCAAGACCAUAGCCAAGCCCCGACGCAUCCAGCAGGCUGCCCCCAGCGACCCAGACCUGCCCCCAGGAUAUGUGCAGAGUCUGAUCAGGCGGGUGGUGAAUAAUGUCAACAUCGUGGUGAACAACCUGAUCCUGAAGUAUGUGGAGGAUGACAUCGUGUUGUCGGUGAAUAUCACAGCCGCCGAAUGCUAUACUGUGGACGACAUGUGGGAGAGGGCUUUCAUGGACAUCACUGCUCCAGAACUUGUGCUCAGGAAGGUCAUCAACUUUGCCGACUGCACAGUCUGCUUGGACAAAAGGAACGCCAGUGGGAAGAUUGAGUUUUACCAGGACCCUUUGUUGUACAAGUGCUCCUUCAGGACACGGCUUCACUUCACUUACGACAACAUCAACUCCAAGAUCCCAUCAGUCAUCAAAAUUCAAACAAUGGUUGAGAGCCUGAAGUUGUCCAUCACGGAUCAACAGUUGCCAAUGUUCAUUAGAAUAUUAGAGUUGAUUAUUGCUCUUUAUUACGGAGAAAUUGGAGGUCACAAAGAUGGAGAAGGAGAAGAGGGGAGUGGGCAUGUCAAAGAAGCAGAUAUGGAUGUGAAUAUGGAGAGCCCUAUGUCUAGUCCAGACCUCUACAUGCACUCAGCCAACAGUCCAGGAGAGCCAGACCAGGGCUGGGUGUCCUGGGCUUGGUCCUUUGUUCCAGCCAUUGUCGGAGCAGAGGAGGAAGGGGAAGACCUGUAUGAAGAACAAGAAGGAGGAGGCAUCACAAAAAGUCUUCAUCACCACACUCCCAAAGACCCCAUAGUGUCCAUUGGUUUCUACUGCACCAAGGCUUCAGUUACAUUCAAGUUGACUGAGACCCAGUCGGAAAGCAGCUACUACAGUCCUCAAAAAGUCAAGUCCAGAGAGGUUUUGUGCUUGGAAAAUGAGGGAAUUACUAUUGAGGUGCUGAUGAUGGGAGAGCCCUUCUUCAAUUGUCAAAUUGGCUUUGUGGGUUGCCAGGCGCUGUGCCUGAAAAGCAUCAUGGGAGUUCGAGAUUUUGAGGAAAACAUGAAUCGAAAUGAGAAGGAUGCAGUGUUCUUCAUGUGUGGGGACAGCCUGAGCAGUAAAGGCAUGACGUACCUUACUAACUCCCUGUUUGACUACCGAAGCCCAGAGAACAAUGGAGUGAGGGCUGAGUUCAUCCUGGAUGCUGCUAAUCACAAGGAGACCUACACAGAGAUAGCAGGCAUGCAGCGCUUUGGUGCUUUCUACAUGGAUUACCUCUACACAAUGGAGAAUAGUGGUGGCAAAGAGACGCAGGAGGUUUCACUCAUGAGUGGAGAGGAGACCGUCCCAUCCUUCCAAGAGACGUCCAUUAAGCGGCUGGUAGUUGGACCUCUGGACAUUCGGCUCCACAGCAGUGCAGUACAUCGCAUCCUCAAGAUGAUCACGUGUGCCAUGGAUCACGAGUAUGAGCCCUACUGUAAACCCCAGCAAGAAACCAUUGAAGAGAGGCUUGCUCCACCUACUUCAGAAGAAAUUGCAAAAUUGGAAGAGUUCAUUCCAUCUAGAUUGACAUGUUUAACUUUUCAUCAAGUUUCUUUGACUAUUUCAAUGGCAGAAUUCAACCUACUACACACACUAAUGCCUAUUAUCAUGGGGCAAAAGGCUGUCCAGAUGCCUCUCCAUAUACCAGUGUUUCAGCCUAUGCGUCCUCUUCCUUCGGUGCAGUUCAAAGUGGAAAAAGUAAAUGUUGAGCACUCAGUGCCUAUGUAUGCUCCAGAGCUCAUCAGCACAGUGAGCAGCCUGAGUCAGCCUUCAGACAAUCUCCUGCACCACUGCUAUGCACAUCUCUACCUCAAGGUGUUUGGUUUUCAAACUGGUUUGACAUGUCAGGACAGCACUGGGGCCUUCCUCCCUCUCAUCACCAUCAUACCCUCCUUUAGCACUGCGCUCUAUGCCAAACUGAUACAGCUGCCGGAAUACUGGACCAAGCGCUCUUCAGUCCCGACAGCAGAGUGUAUUUUUGAGCUUCCACACUUCACUGUGCAGGCCACCAGAGCCCAGACGCUACUGCUGCAGGCUAUUUACCAAAGCUGGACACAUAGUGUGGUGACAGGAGUCCCACAGGCGCUCAACGAAAGUCUGCUCAAUGAAGUGUUCAAAUCCCCAGGUGUGAAAUCUCAAGGCCUGUCACCAACUCUCGAGGGCUCGCUCCAAAACCUGGAGUUGAAGCUGUGCAGUCGUGCGACGGUGAAAUGUGCGUCUGGGACCGUGGGAGCCGUAAAAGUGUGCGCCAGGACUCCAGGCUUGGGAGAGGGGGUGAAGGAGAAACUGGUUCCUCUGAUCCAGGGUCCGUCUGACACCAAAGAGCUGCACAUGAGCCGCUGGCUUAAUGAGAUCCGCAAGCCCGAGUCUCUGCUGGCCCCUGACCUGCUGGCGUUCUCUGUGCAGGUCCCUCACCACGCAGAUGAUUGCAGGAACUCCGGUGCAGUGCUUCUAGUCAGCGUCCAGGGCAUAGCUGUCAAUGUGGACCCAGUCUUCUGCAAUUGGCUGCUGUACAAUCCUAACCGGGGGAACAGCAGACAGCAGCAAAGCACUUCUGGACCUGUCCCGUUGGUGAAGAGGAGAGACGAUGAGGUCUCUGUUGGGAGCACGCCACUGGCCAAGCAAACCUCCAAUCAAGCAUCAGACUAUGCCAGCAGUCCAGUCAAAACCAAGACUGUCACAGAGUCGCGCCCUCUUUCCAUCCCAAUGAAAGUGAUGCCUGAGAGCCCAGCUGUGGAGUCCUGGACUGCUUCAGAGGAGAGAGUGAAGGAGCUCAUCUCUCAGGCCUGGGACGCUGUCAAACGCCUAACUCUACAGUUGGAGCUUCAGGCCUGCUGUGUGUUUCUGCCCAAUGACAGUUUGCCCUCUCCCAGCACCAUCAUCUGUGGGGACAUCCCUGGGACUGUCCGGAGCUGGUACCAUAACCAGGCCUCUAUGCCAGGGACUCUGGUAGUCUGUCUGCCCCAGAUUAGCAUCAUCAGUGCUGGGCACAGGUACAUGGAACCAAUGCAGGAGCUGCCCUUUGUGGUGUCCAGGCCCAUAUUAGAGGAAGGUGAUGCUUUUCCUUGGACAAUUAGCCUGAGUCAGUUCAGUGUCUAUACCCUCCUUGGACAGCAGCAGAGCCUGAGUCUACUGGAGCCCAUGGGCUGCACCUCUACACUGGCUGUGACCUCCCACAAACUGCAGGGUUCAGAGGGCAGGCAUUCCUUUGUGGUGUGUCUCCAUGUUGACCUACAGCCGGUGCAUGUCAAAUUCUCCAAUCCACAGGUCCAGCUAUUGUAUGAACUGUUUCUGUCCUGGAGCUCCACUUGGGCCCGUCUGCAGAAACGUGGCUUCCUACGUCAAACUUCCAACAUCCCAGAGACGCCUGUAGUGGGCGCUCCAUCCUCCCCUGUGCGCAGCAGUGCUGGAACUGCCCCACCGGACACCAGCACCUGUAGUCCCUCUGCAGACUUUGGCUCCCCCACUGAGGGAGAUUCUGUACCAACUGGAGAUGACAGUCCAUUCGCUGAUACAGUCACUCUGGAGCAGAAGACCAGCACCAUUGGAGGCACCAGCGGGAAGGUCAGCCUGUGGAUGCAGUGGAUGUUACCAAAAGUCACUGUCAAACUUUAUGCUCCUGAUCCAGCUGCCAAGAAAACAGAAAUCUGUGUCAUCAGUGAACUUGAAGACUUGAGUGCCUCUGUGGAUGUUCAAGAUGUCUACACAAAGGUCAAAUGUAAAGUUGGCAGCUUCAACAUCGACCACUACAGGUCAAGGCCAGGGCAAGGCUGGCACUGUGGCCACUAUGAAGGAGUCGUUCUGCAGUGCAAGGAGACAGCUGUGACUGCAGCCAAAGUCCUGGAGGGCUCCCACCAGCAGCAUGGUUUCUUAUCCAUCACCUACACUCAGGCUGUCACCAAAAAUGUUCGUCACAAACUCACAACUCGACCCGAGCGACCACCCCGGAGCAGUGGCACUACUGUGGGUCACAGAGUGUCCCCUGACCCUCUGGCUGACAGCGCACCCCAGUAUCUGAGAGAAAUCCUUCUCACUGCACAGCCUUUUGACACAGUCCUCUCCUGUCCAUUGCUGGCCACUGUGGCGGGGGUUUUUCAGACAGUAAUCCCGAGACGUUACAGGGAGCGUGGGAAGUCGGCCGGUCAGCCAAUGAGAAGCCACACGCUGACCUCACGCAGCCUGCCGCUCAUCUACAUCAACACCAGUGUGAUCAGGGUGUUCUGCCCUGGUUCACAGGACCAGCACUCCCCCGCAGCCGAUCCACUCCUGAAGAAAGAAGACACUCUUGUACUAAAGCUGGGUUCUUUAAGCAUGGCUCCUCAAGCUGACAAUCCUUUGACCCGCACAGUGCUACGGAAAGAUAUCUACCAGCGUGCAUUAAACCUUGGCAUCCUGAGGGACCCCGGUUCAGAAGUGGAGGACCGCCAGUACCAGGUGGAUCUCACGUCCAUCAACAUCGGCACAGCCCAGUGGGAGCAGCUCAAACCGGACAAGGAGGGGGUCAAAGGAGGCCUGUCUGUGGAGACCGAGAGGAGCUCCCAGAACCCGGCACUGGAGUGGAACAUGGCCAGCAGUAUUAGGAGGCAACAGGAGCGAAGGGCCAUCCUCACACCCAUCCUAACGGACUUCUCUGUUCGGGUGACCGCUGCUCCUGCCAUAAUCUUCAGCAAGAAUCUCUCCCCUGAAAGUGCACAGGCAGAGGAGGUGGUGGUGUGUGGUCACUCUCUGGAGGUGAACCUGACCAGCAGCCUCGACUUCUACCUCAGCAUGGCCCAGGUGCAGCUCCUCCAACAGCUCCUACGGGAUAACAUGGUCGGUGUGGAGACAGGCCAGAGAGGAACAGAGGUGCGUCGACAUGAGAAGAAGCUUCACAGUCGUGAUCCUUCAGCAGGUGUGGAGGCCCUGUCCCGUCACAGUGGCGCAGGUCAGGAUAGUGGCUUUGGCAGUGACAGUGCCCACAUACGGAUUGUCCAAAUUGAGCAACAGAGUGGAGCCAGCCACCAUUGCAUCGCUCGGCCAUCCCAAAAGUCCACCAUCACCAAAAACCUGAGCUUCAUUCCCUUUGACGUCUUCCUCACAGCCAGCAGACUGUCUGUCAUGACCUACUCUUGCUCUAGCCUCCCAUCAUCUGACGCCCCUGGUACCCCUGAGAAGAAGGAGCCUACUGAUAAGAUGGGAAAGAGUGCCCUUAACCAGCCUGAAGUGCAAUCAGUCUCCCCUCCAAUCUCUCUGUCUCCGACUCCGGAUGGCCCUUUGGCAGCCACCCAGGGGUCUCUGGCAGGGCUAACAGCUGAGGACAUACUGAACAGUAACACAUCUCAGCCUGCCUCUCCACUGAUGAGGGGCAGCCUGCUCUCACUGGAGGGCCUGCCCAUCCCCAGCCGCUCAUCUGCCCGCCAGGCCCUGGGGGUAACUAUAGUGAGGCAGCCGGGGCGCAGGGGACCCGGGGACCAGCUUUUGGAACCACUGCUGUACCUCCAGGUGAUGCAGCCGUCCAUACUGCUCAGCUGCCAUCACAGAAAGCAGAGGAUAGAGCUAUCUGUGUUUGAUGUGGCCUUAAGAGGAGUGGCCUCAGACUACAAGUGCCUGGACCUGGGGAAAACAUUACCAGAGUCUCUAGAUUACAACGUGUCCUGGCUGCAGACAGUAGCCGCUGAAGUGGACAGUAAAACGGGCAUCCCUCCCCCUCUGCUCUGUCUCCAGCUCAAAGACUUCCUCAAUGGGCCAGCUGAACUCAACAUUGAGCUUUCACGCCCUCUGAAAAUCAACCCCACACUGGCAAAGCUGGAGCAGGCCAAGUCUUAUCUGAAGAAGGUCUAUCCAGGUCACACUUGGGAGACUUCUAGCACCAAAUCAUCAACCAGCUCCUCCAGCCCACGUUCUUCACCCUCCAAAACUCGAACCAGUACCCCCCGACCAGAUACUCACUACCAAGCACCAGUGGGUACUUUUGGGGCUCUAGGUGUCACAUUCCAUAAGGUUUCCCUCCACACGGCCCAGAUUGUGAUAGUGAUGGAGACAGAAGCCCACCCGAAGAAACCAUGUGUGGCCUUAUCCAUGUCUGCAAUGAAAGGGAAUCUCAACAUCAAAUCUGGACCAAGGGCUGAAGACCCAGUCCAGGCUGCGUCAGUGCUUUUGGAGGUGCAGGACUUGCUGGUGAAGACAGGCCUUGGUGAGCGUGUCCAUGUACUGCUGGGACCCUUCUCUUGUCAGACGUCCCUGGAGGCGCGCUGGUGUCGGCACAGCGGCAGCCCUGGACCAGAGCCCGGAGCCCCCAAACUCCUGCUGGACCUGAGGGGGGGCCUACUGCAGAUGUUUUGGGGCCAGGAGCAUCUGAACUGCCUGAAGCUCAUAGAGGAGCACCUGCGCUCAUACCUUCAGUUAGACAGAGGGGAGACAGCAGAGCCAUGUUUGGGACCUGCCUGUCACACACAGCCCCCUGCUUCCCCCGCAUCCCCCUCUCCUCGCACUGAACACAGCUCGGACGACCUGCGUACAGGACACUUCCAGUACAUCCAGGACUCAGCUUUGCAGCGGCAGCCUGGUCCCCAUGAGGUUGUGUUUUAUUGUGAAACUGAAGACUGUCCUGGGGUAAUGCUGUGGAGGUACCCUGAGCCCCGUGUCCUAACCUUUGUGAGAAUUACCCCAGUCCCAUUCAACACCACAGAAGACCCUGAAAUCAGCACCGCAGACCUGGGGGAUGUCCUGCAGGUGCCAUGCAGCCUAGAGUAUUGGGAUGAGCUGCAGCAGGCCUUUGUGCCUUAUCGGGAGUUCAGUCUUUCUGAAAGCAGUCCCUGCCAGCUGCACUUGCCCAGUCUGAGCCUGACGGAACAGCAGAAGGAGCUGGUGGCCUCAGACUUGUGGAGGAUCGUUCUCAAUAACAACGGAGAGGGCGGAGACGAGCAGAGUUUGGACAGUGACUGUGGCUCAGUGCUUCACUGUGAUCAGCUAGUCUCUCCCACGGCCCUGGCCGCCUGCACUCGUGUGGACUCCUGCUUCGCUCCAUGGUUUGUCCCUUCACUCGGGGUGUCUCUAAAACUGGCUCAAAUGGAAAUGCACCUCUGUCAUCACCUAGAGCAGCUGGGCACAGUUCCCCCACAUAGACUCCACCCCUUCCUGCCAGACAGGAAGUUGCCUCAGGAGCAGGAGUUCAUGGUUACCAGUGCCCGGGAGCCACGGGUCCUUUUACGUCAGUGGAGCAAUGGGCCCCGCUACUGUCAAGAGUUCAACUUUUCCACACAAUUGGAAUGCAAGCUUUUAGAGUACCGGAAUCUAACACAACUUCAGCUUCUACAGCCCUGUCUGCUACAGGGUCAGGCCACUGCUACAUGCUGUCCUCAGUCCACCAUGUUAGACGCAAAUGUGUUUGUGGACCCAGUCUUUUUCAGAAUCAGCCAAUAUGCCAUUCACACAGUGGACACAGCUUUGAAAAGCUGGCAACAGAACGGUGAGCCCGAGUCAGAGGAGCUUGUGUACAGCCACUAUGUGAUCUGUAACGACACUCAUGAGACGCUGCGCUUCGGUCAGGUAGACACAGAUGAGAACGUGCUGCUGGCCAGUCUCCACAGUCAUCAGUACAGCUGGAGGUCUCACAAGUCCCCACAGCUGCUGCACAUCUGUAUCGAGGGCUGGGGGAACUGGCGCUGGUCCGAGGCCUUCAGCAUUGACAACGUGGGUACUCUGCUGCGGACCAUCCACUACAAAGGCCGUACUGCCUCACUCAUUAUUAAAGUCCAGCAGCUCACCGGGGUCCAGAGACAGGUGAUAAUCUGUGGCAGGCAGGUGAUGUGCAGUUAUUUGAAUCAGGACAUAGAGUUGCGAGUGGUGCAGCACUAUGUGGGCUCUGACAGUCAGACGGUGGUGAAGGAGCACUGUGACUGCUUGGAGGCUGGGGGAAAGAUGCCCUCUUAUGUGCUGGAGGACGCAGAAAUGACCGAGCUAUGUCUGCGGGCCAAAGGAGACGAAGACUGGUCCCAGGACGUACAGCUAGAAAAAAGGGACAAGACUACCUCCAGCUCUGUGGUUCAGGUGCCUUGUUCCAGUGGAUCAUUGCUGUAUGUCUGGUGCACUCUCAUCACUCUUGAACCUGAUACUCACAUGCAACAGAGAGUGGUGGUGUUCAGUCCUCUUUUUAUGAUGCGGAGCCACCUCCCUGACCCUGUGAUCGUCCAUGUGGAGAAGAGGAGUCUAGGGCUCAGGGAGAGUCAACUCAUCCUGGGGCAGGGCCACCAAGAACCACUGCUCAACACAGAGGCAGACCAGACCCACCACCUCACCUUCCAAGCCAGGGAAGAUGAAGAUGCUUCCAACUGUGCUGUACCCAUCUCCACGAGUCUAAUCAAACAGAUCCUGAGCAAAACAGGAAGUCAAGGCAACCUAGAUCUCAUCCUAAAUGACUUCUAUGGAGCAAAGACAUCCACCGAGCUGCAAUGGCCCUAUGUGUCCAAAGACAGUGACAGGCCUGUGUCAGACCCCCUGGCUCAAUGGGACAGUCCCAUGCAGGUGAAGCUGUCGUGUUGGAAGCCUGGUCUGAACACUCUGCUGGUGGAGCUCCUGCCCUGGGCGCUGCUGGCCAACCACUCCCAGUGGGACCUGUGGCUGUUUGAGGGGGAAAGCAUUGUCCUUCAGAUACCAGCCGGGAAGGUCAUAGUGCCUCCCAACUUUAAGGAGGCCUUUCAAAUUGGGAUCUACUGGGCCCACACCAACACGGUCCACAAGUCCACUGCUCUCAAACUGGUGCAUGAUAUGACCUCUCCACGCUGGAAGGAGGGGCUGAGCUCAGAUGUGGUCACCCUGGACGAGGAGGGCUUUGUGGAGGCAGACAUCACCCUCGGAGCUUCCCCAGGCAAGCAGAAGCUCUGCCAGUUUUGUGUGUCUUCAGUUGUAAGACAUGGCAUCCAAAUCCUUCUAAUCGAGGACAGGACAGUUUUGGUGAACAACACUUCUUACACUGUACUGUACAGACCUCUGCUGACAAAGCACUCCCUGGGAAGUGACGACCAGGUUUGUCAGAUCCCAGAGAGCUCCAUGCUCACCCUGCCUCCCUGUGAGCCAGCAUCUAGGGACAGAGCUUGCUCUGUGCCCUGCUGGGACCUCCUCCACACUGGAGCCCAGGGCAGUGUGGCGUUCCCUCUGCCUCUCAAACACAUGCUCUUCAGUCUCCUCCCACAGCCCGCACCCUCCCAGUGGAGCCUGCCCGCCCCAGUGCGCCCAGACCUGCCCCGCCUCAGUGUGGCCGUGCCCGGGGAAGUGGACUCUUGGGGUGGCCCGAGCAGCAGAGCUGUAGUGCUGACAUAUCAGGAGCACCUCGGGGUGACAUACAUUACACUAAAUGAAGACCCCUGCCCACGUAUGAUCAUCCACAACAAGUGCCCCAUCCCAUUGCUACUAAAAGAGACUUGUAAAGAGACUCCCAGGGCUGAGAUCUACUGCCUUCCUUUGCCUGCCAAUAGCUCCCUGCACCAUGAGCUGUACCACCACUUCUCCACUUUCCCCGAGUGUAGACAGAAAGAUGCACUGCCCAGUCUGCAGCUAAAGACCACUUCAGAUCACUGCACACCAGACUGGACCGAUCCCAUAGACGUCAACUGCCCAGGCACUCAGGUGGUGUUCCUGGCGGGCUUUGGCUGCCUCUACAUUCAUGUGUCUUAUGAGAGGGGGACUCUGGUCUUGUCUUUUGCACCAGAGGGCAGCAUGGACCCUGUAAUCUACCCACACAGCAGGAGUCCAAGGCUGUCCUUCAGAGUGCUGCUGAGUGAAGCUAGUGUGGUCCUGAAUGAUGACAUCACAAACCCGUCUGGUUCAGUGGAGCUGCUCAGACUGACUCUCACCAAACUGCUCCUGAGCUUGUCCCCAUCUCCUGCCCUGUUACCCACAAACCCUGCCCCUGCCCUGUUAUCCACAGACACACUACAGGACCUGAGUGCAGACUCUCCCUCUGUCUCUCCCCUAAUAUCCGAUGGCUCUGUGGUCCAAGUUUAUUGCUCCAGUCUGCAAGUGGACAACCAAUUAUACAACCGGGCCAGUUUCCACUUCCCUGUGCUGCUGUGUCAGGACCAGCGGGGGGCAGCGGAGAGUGGGGGCCUCUGGAGCAGUGACACGGACCCCUUUGACAGUCCUGAGUCACUGGAGGAGUUCAAAUGCUCCUGUUUUCUGACUCUCCAUGUCAACCUGGCUGCAGACUCAUGUACAAUAGAAGAGGUCAUUUUCCAUCUGCAGCCGGCCAGAGUCUACCUCGAAGACACCUUUGUUUACUACAUCAAGACUUUGUUCCACACGUACAUCCCAGCAGCAGCAGAGAGGAGCAGCACGGAGAGGCUUGGACCUGCGCCCGGAGUCCCACAACAGGUUGUCCAGUCAGUGCAGGCUCUGGUCCACCCUGUGCGGCUACAGAAACUGACCAUUGAGCCAGUGCACCUCCUAGUCAGUAUCCACGCCUCUCUGAAGCUGUACAUCGCAUCAGACCACACGCCUCUGUCCUUCUCCCUGUUUGAGAGGGGGCCGCUCUUCACCACUGCCCGACAGCUGGUGCACGCUCUGGCCAUGCACUAUGCUGCAGGAGCACUCUUCAGAGCAGGUUGGGUGGUAGGCUCCCUGGAGAUCCUGGGCAGUCCUGCCAGUCUGGUGCGGAGCAUUGGUAAUGGUGUGUCAGAUUUUUUCCGUCUGCCGUACGAGGGACUGACCCGUGGCCCCGGAGCCUUCGUCAGUGGAGUGUCCCGGGGAACCACCUCCUUUGUCAAACACAUCUCCAAAGGCACACUGACCUCCAUCACCAACCUGGCAACCAGCCUGGCCCGCAACAUGGACCGCCUGUCCCUGGACGAGGAGCAUUACACGAGGCAGGAGGAGUGGAGGAGGCAGCUGCCUGAGAGCCUGGGAGACGGGCUCAGACAGGGGCUGUCGCGUUUGGGCAUCAGCCUGUUAGGAGCCAUAGCUGGCAUCGUGGACCAGCCCAUGCAGAACUUCCAGAGGAACUGGGAGCUGCAGAGCUCAACCGGGAGCACAGCCAAAGGGGUCAUCUCCGGAGUGGGGAAAGGCAUUGUGGGAGUUUUCACCAAACCCAUCGGAGGAGCGGCUGAGCUGGUGUCCCAGACUGGAUACGGGAUCCUUCACGGAGCAGGACUGUGGCAGCUCCCAAAGCAGCUGUACCUGCCCAUAGAGGAGAAGUCUGCCCAGGCUCGUAACAGCCACCUCAAAUAUGUCUGGAAAAUGCUGCAGUCUCUGGGUCGUCCAGAGGUGCACAUGGCGCUGGAGGUGACCAUCGUGAGCGGGUCGGGGCAGGAGCACGCCGGCUGUCUUCUCCUCACCUCAGACGUGCUCUUUGUGGUCAGUCUGAGCGAGGACACACAGCAGCAAGCAUUUCCCAUCACCGAGGUGGAGUGUGAACAGGACGCAGGACAAAAGGGUGAACUGACUCUCACCUUACAGCAGCAGACAGUGACCAAUGACCCCGAGGCUGAUGGAGUCCGUGAGCGUCUGUCGGAGCAGCAGUAUAAACGCCUGGUGGACUUCGUGAAUCGCUCGUCUCAGUUUUUGGCUCCCUCCAGCUCCUCGCUCCAGCUGCAGCCCACAGUGAACCUGGCCCAGCCCCCGCCCUCUGUCGCUAAGGCCUACAGGUACCUGGUGGACCCUGCCUUUGCCAAAGUGUUUGUCAGUAAGUUCCACAUGGUCAAGAACAAGGCCUUAAGAAUUGGAUUUCACUAAGUUGAAGACAUAUGAUUUUAUUGUUCAAAUGUUUACCUAUUUGGCAAUUACCUUGAUAUGCCCUAACAUUGGUAACAUUUUAGAAUCACUCUGUUUUUGUUUAUUUUUCAGUGAAGAGUAAAAGACUAUUGUAAAUACCCAUAAAACUGUUUAAUCCUUAUGUGCUUUUGUUUAUCCUUCACAUGUUUACCAUGUCGUCCAUAAACACAGAGUCACAAACAGCUUUUGUGUCUGUCUGAAAACACUUUCUUGGCUGAGUAAUUGAUAAAUAUGCAUUUAUUAAUGUUUUUACUGCAAUUGUGAGUUGUUUUUUCACUAGAACGUUACUAAGGCUGCUUUGUAAACAUUUUUAUAUGUGAGAUCUCUGCAAACAUAGAGGCCUUAAAUUUGUCAUUUUGUAUAAAAGGAAGAAUGGGAAAACUGUAUUGAGGGAUAAAUGUCAUGGUGUUAAAAACUGCUCAUGUCUGACUCUUUUGUAAAAUAGAUUUGUUUUCACACAAAGGUGUAUGGGUUUGCAAAGCACACUGUUCCCAAGUUCACACGUAUUUAUUCUUACUGGAACAUUUGUGUUUGGGAUGAACACUAUGAAAACUACUGAUUUUUACACAUGUUAGAUUUAGAAAUGUUUGUGCCAUUCUAACAAUAACAGAAAACCCCAUUUCUCAUGUUCACAUGAGAUUUAUAUAUCAAACAGGCUGCACAAUAGUAACUGAAACAUGAAAUACCUUUUCAAAUUUCUAUUACUAUACUUUUUUUUGGAUCUUGCUAAACACAAAGCAAAAUAUAAAUGUGAAGGCCACACACAGUAGUACUAAUAAUCAGAGAAAUAAUGUGUAGCCCUGUUAUACAUUUAGUAAUUAACAGUGAUUGACUAAGGCCACAUGUCUUUGAAUAUUUUAAACUACAACGGGCCAAGUGUGUUUUUAGUGUUAAAUUGAGCUUUUGGAUCUGACUGAAAUGCUGCACGGUCUCUUUCCUCACUGUAGCUGUCCUUGUUUACUCUGUCCUCCUCCAAGUGUGUGCGAUGCCAAUGUAAAGUGCAAUAUUAUCAACAUGUUGACUGACGCUCUAUGUACCAGCUGUAACCAAAAUGUUUGUAGAGAUGAUGUAAGUGGAGUUUCUCAACACAGAAAGUGCUUAUACUUGUUGCCAAUCCCUGAUGAUGCAAAUGUGCGAUUAAUGCAUUUUUAUUGUGUGAGCUGUGAGUGAAGACUAACGCCUUUGUAAAUGGAGAAUAUAUAAGAGAAUUGUUUUAAUAAAAAUACUAUGAAACUGA